Molecule: messenger RNA, 985 nt
Organism: Rubroshorea leprosula
Lineage: Eukaryota; Viridiplantae; Streptophyta; Magnoliopsida; Malvales; Dipterocarpaceae
Source: the annotation of a GenBank genome assembly
CUACUCAGUUGCCCUCCCUCCCUCCCUCGCAGUCCCACCCACCGGCACCGCAAAUAGUAAAGACAGGAAAAUCAGAAACCGAUACUUCCAAAUUCGACGAUAGACGAAAGAGGAAUUUGCGCUUCCAGUGGAGAAAUGGCUGAUCACUCCGACGAUUUAGACCAACUUCUUGAUAGCGCCUUGGAUGAUUUCCAGAAUCUCAACCUUACUCCUCCCCCUCAAAGAAAUGGAGGAGGAGUUGGCAAAGAAAAGAAGCAAGAAUCUGCUUCCUUGCCUACUGAGGUUAGGGGAUUGGGAAUGGGAUUGCCUGACUUGAAGAACAAGAAAAGGGGGAAGCAAAACGUUGCCAGAGAUUCUCAUGUUACCGAGGCUCUUGAUAAGCUCAUGGAACAGACUAGAGAAACUGUAAAGGGAUUGGAGUCAAUGGUGAAAGAUGGUGAAGAUGAUUUUGGCGAAGAUGCAGUGGUGGAGGAUUGGAUCAAGCAAUUUGAGGAGCUUGCUGAUGGCUCUCAGAAUAUGGAAUCAAUUGUGGAGAACAUGAUGCAGCAACUUUUGUCUAAAGAGAUUCUUCACGAACCCAUGAAAGAAAUUGGUGACAGAUACCCAAAAUGGUUAGAAGAGCAUAAAGACGGUUUGAGCAUUGAGGAAUAUGAGCGUUACUCCCGUCAAUACCAACUUAUACAGGAGCUUAAUAUAGUUUAUGAAAAUGAACCAAACAACUUCACCAAGAUUUUCGAUCUCAUGCAGAAAAUGCAGGAAUGUGGUCAACCACCAAACGAUCUUGUGCAAGAGCUCUCUCCAGAUUUAGAUUUAUCUACACUUGGCCAGCUGUCACCAGAAAUGCUCGAGUCACAACAAAACUGUUGUAUAAUGUGAGGCUUUAUGUUCCUCCUGUUGUCCAAUCUCUGGAUGCUACUUUACCUAAAUCUUAUGGAUAUUCUUUUAAAUACAUUUAUUUGAAAUAAAAUACACGUCCAGGAAAAGG